AUGUUUCCUUCAUUAUCUGUGACACAAGAAAGUUCCGAAGUUAUGAAAUUUGUGGUGGAGCAUUUAACUGCCUUAGAAGAAAGUUUAGACAAGUAUUUUCCCGAUUUGGAUAUUUCCGAGUAUGAUUGGAUAAAUGACCCAUUUGAUAAAAAUAUAAGUUUAACUGAAUUCAGCCUCGAAGAAGAAGAAGAGCUCGCUGAAAUACGAAACAAUCGAACUCUUUUAUCAAAAUAUAAAAAUGUUCCAGGUAGUGAAUUUUGGAUUCAUGUUGAAAAAAGUCACGAUAAAAUUGGUAAAAGAGCUCUACAAAUAUUAUUGCAGUUUUCGACUUCAUAUUUAUGUGAACAAGGAUUUUCCACUCUUGUUAACAUAAAAACAAAUAAACGAAUGAAAAUGGAGUUCAUUGUAGAAGAAAUGAGAGUAUGUCUUUCAACUAUUCGAUCACAAAUAAAAGAUUUGUGUAAAAAAUAA
Molecule: messenger RNA, 471 nt
Organism: Myzus persicae (green peach aphid)
Lineage: Eukaryota; Metazoa; Arthropoda; Insecta; Hemiptera; Aphididae
Product: protein FAM200A-like
Exons: 1
Coding region: 1-471 (156 amino acids)
Source: RefSeq, a predicted model, not a curated record